This is a messenger RNA of Nicotiana tabacum (common tobacco), 1640 nucleotides long. NCBI's taxonomy places the organism in Eukaryota, Viridiplantae, Streptophyta, Magnoliopsida, Solanales, Solanaceae. The record is from RefSeq and is a predicted model, not a curated record.
GCACUUGUGGGAAUUUACCCAACCCAUUUUUUAAUGGAUAAUAUGGGUGGUUAACUAUGUUCUUUUAACCAUUUUGCCACCCCUAAUUGUGUCCCAGUCGCCGACCCGGUCGAUGCUAACUCACAGGUUGCCAUCAAUAUCAAUCUACCAACCGAUCCCGAAAAUACCUUUCGCAAGGGCCAAUGAUAAAACACACCAAAGUUUCUAUCACGAGAGAAAACAUGCACCCGAUAUUACGUCCCGGAAUGAGCCAUCUCGUUCAGUGAUGAAGAAGUCGAAGGCAUCGUCCAGCCUCACAACGAUGCACUGGUAAUAUCCGUACUUGUUAAUAAAUCUCGGGUUAAACGUGUGUUGAUUGAUCCAGGUAGCUCGGCCAGAACAACCUGAGUUGCAGGAUCAAAGCGUACCGGCAGUCCAGGUAUUAAACGGAUUUAAUAUGGCAUGCGAGACCACGAAGGGCGAGAUAACUUUACCGGUAAAUACUGCCGGGACCAAAAAAAUAAAGUUCUACAUGAUCGAAGAGGACAUGAGGUACAACACCUUGUUCGGAAGGGGCCAUGGGUUCACAACAUGAGAGUGGUGCCUUCGACCUUACAUCAAGCGCUGAAAUUUCCCACUCCGGGAGGAGUCAAAGCAGUCUACGGUGAACAACCGACUGCAAAGGAAAUGUAUGUUGUCGAUGAAGUACGGUGCUUGUGGUUUCAACAUAAAAAAGUAGGGAACCGACCAAAGAAAGGGAAACUAAAUAGCAAUCAAUGAUACCGGCCUCAACCGAGCCGAAAAAACAGAAGGAGCACAGAGCGAACGAUGAAGAUGAUUACAGCGUCCCGAGAUCUUUUGUGAGGCAACGCACACUAUGUGACUAGUCAGCUUUUUUGUUAAAGUGAAACAUAAGAAAUAGGGUUGGAAGGCCAAAAUAUAAUAAGAUUGAGAUAGAGUGUCAACAUGAAAAUUGUGAUUGAACGGGCUGUCUAGGUAUUUGGCCUAAAAAGAACAUAAGCUUCUUAUCUUACAUUACGGACACUCCGCAUUCUCUAACGUUGGCUUGCCUAGCAAGUGAAAUGUUAGGCAUCAUUACGGUCCUGUCGAUGGGGAAUUCCGGGUCAUGACAGUUUCACAUGUUACUUUCUCAGCUCUCACAAUUUUAUUUGGAGGUAUAAAGAUACGUCAGUGGAAAUCUUGGGAGGAUUCUAUCCAGAAAGAGGAAUAUGAUCCAGAAGAAGUAAUUCGUUCCAAAGUUACACAUGUCCAAGACCAUGAUUUUGUCAAGGGCCGGUUUCUAGGUUUUGGCAAAAGUUCAACUUUAUUAAGUUGGCUGCAUUCUUUCGUCAAGCAAUUUUUUGGAUCUGUCACAAAAUCAGACUAUACAACGUUGAGGCUCGGCUUCAUUAUGACUCAUUACAAAGGGAAUCCGAAGUUCAAUUUUCACAAGUAUAUGAUACGUGUACUUGAAGCGGAUUUCAAGAAAGUUGUUGGGAUUAGCUGGUAUCUUUGGGUAUUUGUGGUCUUGUUCCUAUUGCUUAAUGUUCAUGGCUGGCACACAUACUUUUGGAUAGCAUUUGUUCCCUUUGGUGUAAGUAAUUAGUAGUAGUAUUAAAAACUACUAAUCUUUGUCCCUUUGAGCUACUAGCAGUAUUAUG